Messenger RNA from Pangasianodon hypophthalmus (striped catfish), 3508 nucleotides. RefSeq lists its product as uncharacterized. The coding region runs from base 141 to 2210 and encodes 689 amino acids. Gene Ontology annotation, cellular component: extracellular matrix. The record is from RefSeq and is a predicted model, not a curated record. The transcript has 11 exons. Gene Ontology annotation, biological process: extracellular matrix organization; positive regulation of cell-substrate adhesion. NCBI's taxonomy places the organism in Eukaryota, Metazoa, Chordata, Actinopteri, Siluriformes, Pangasiidae. Gene Ontology annotation, molecular function: collagen V binding; heparin binding; protein binding.
UCCAGGCAGAUGCAAGAUAUGCGGCGUUGCAGUGAACGUUAAAACACCACCCCGGAUACUGACCUGCCUCAGAGUAUAAGAGUCUCACACACACACACACAGCUCAGCACUUAAGUAAAUCUGACAUACAUACACACAUCAUGUACUUGCGUUUAGUCUACACGUGUGUGUGUCUGUCUGUGUGCGUGAGUGUCACAUACGGCCUACGAGCGAGCCGGAGGGAUGAGAGACAGAAGAGCCGCGCUGUGGCAGCAACAGCUGGAUUUAACACACCUGUACAUCCAGCGCCUAGUGCUCAGUGCCUGGUGAACGGGAUCUUCCUCUUUGAGGGAGCUGUUUGGUCUCCAGAUGCGUGUAACAUGUGCCAGUGUAGAAACGGUGCAGUUCAGUGCCAUGGAGUGCCCUGCCUGGAUAUAGCUUUACCUGCCUCGAGGCUUCAGGAUGGCCACCAGAAACCAGCCCGUGGAGUGAAGCUGGUGAAAACGAGUGGACAGAAGAAAGUCUAUCCACAGACUGGAAAGAAGAAAGCAUCACAGGGAAAGGUCAUCGUGAAGGUCAAGCCGGAGACAGCACGAAAAAGACCAGUUAAAGCUGUAAAUCCUCCACCUGCACAGAAGAAGCAUGCACCACCACCACCACCACCACCACCACGACCGAAGAUGAAACAGCAAGCACCUGAAGUAGGAAUUGGGAAUUUUCCAGUGGCCGCUCGUCAGGACACGUUCCCAGAUCUAUUUGACUACGAUGACCACGACGAUGACGACUAUCUGGAAGACGAUAGUGAUGCUGACGAGGAUGACGAUGAUGUCCCAGUCUUACGUAACAGCCGCACCAAAAGUUCAUCAGUCAGCAGAAAUGCUGCGUCUCUCGCCCGGAAGCCGGCGAUAUCUGUAUUGCAAAGGCCCCUCCCUCCUCCCACAAAGCAACCCAGACUUUUAGCACCUAGUGGAGGUGUUAGAGCUGGAGGGGGUGUGGUUAGAGGCAGAGGGGGCGGGGCCAAUGUUGUGGGUCGUCCUGUUAUCCGUCCUUCCACUUAUAUGGCGUCCCUCCCGGCAGGAUGUCUGCUGUCUGACGCUCUGAUCGCAUGCGGCAGCACCGGAUUAACCAGCCUGCCUCUCAUCAAAGAUGCCGGCAUCCGAACCCUUUACCUGGCAGAUAAUAAGAUCAGUAAGAUCCCCAUGAGAGCGCUGCAUGGACUGCCCAAUCUACAGUGGCUCGACUUGAGCAAGAACAAACUGGAUGACACCUCACUGGGGCUGGACGUGUUCCGGAAUCUGACCAAACUGCGUCGUCUGAAUCUGGACGGGAACAAUCUGACCAAAAUCCCCCCGCUGCCGCCUUCACUGCUGGAGCUGAAGAUCAACGACAACAAACUGAGCGGACUCACACCUCACAGCUUUAAAGGUCUGUCCCAGCUGCUCACUCUGGAGCUGGAGGACAAUCAUUUCCAUGAUGGGAACGUCUCCCCGCUGGCGUUCAGGCACCUCAAGAAACUCAUUUACCUCAGACUGGAUGAUAACGACUUCAGAGCCAUUCCCUCCGGCCUGCCUGCAUCACUAAAGGAGCUGCAUCUGUCAGAUAACCGGAUUGAAGUGGUUCACGCUGGACUCCUCAAUAAGACAGUGAACCUGCGAAUCCUAAAUCUGAGCCAUAAUAAAAUCCGAGAGGACCGAAUCGCACCGAGAGCGUGGAUACACUUACGUAAGUUGGAGACGUUGGAUCUGUCCCAUAAUAAACUGGUCCACGUCCCGUCCUUCCUGCCGGUCGGUCUCGUCCAGCUCACGCUGCACCACAAUCAGAUCGAGAGGAUCCCGGGAUACGUGUUCGCUCACAUGCAGCCCGGCCUCGUCUCCAUCCACCUGUCAUACAACCGCCUGAGGGAGGACGGCAUCAACGAGGUGUCCUUCCUCGGCCUCCAGCACUCCCUGAACGAGCUGCUGCUGGACCACAACCAGCUUCGAGAGAUUCCACGAGGGAUAGUCCAACUCCGCGCCCUCCACGUCCUCCGCCUCAACCACAACUACAUCAGUUCGGUACCUGUGAACGCUCUGUGUGACAUCACCGCCCGUGACGACUCCCCUCUGCUCUCCGUUCACCUGCAGAAUAACCUGAUUGAUCGGCGUUUAGUCCCGCCCACUGCACUCACCUGUAUUAAAGAGUACAGCAGCGUGAUCCUGCAUCCUCAGAGACAUGAACAGGUCUACGAGUGAACACACACUCACAUUCGGUUCUUAUCCAAAAUAUAUUCACAUACGGAACCGAGGAACAGGUGACAACAGGACCUAGGGGGCGGGGUCAUUUCAUCACCAUGACAACAAUUCAGACAUCUCAAGUUAUUUACAUGACAAUAGUAAUGCAAUUUUUAUUUUUUAAGUAUGUUUCGUGGUGAGUACAAAAUCGCAGCGUGCUUAUGCUUAUGAUCAAGACUGAGAAAGCUCAUUUUUAUUUUACUAACCUGUUUAAAGUGUACACAGGAUUUUAGCUGGAUUCCAGUUUUCACUUAAAAAUGUAUCAAGCUAUACCAGUGAGACAGAAGACGAGUAAACGUGUUAAUCUGAUUAUAACAAAAAGCUUAUUUUUUAAAGAAACACAUUUCACUGAGAAUAAUUUUGUGAUAACACACACAACAGACUUUCACAGAUCAGUGUAACAAAUAUUGUUAUUUUAUAGAAUCAUUUUUAAAAACAUGUGUAUGACAAGUGCAUAUUUUUGCAUAGCUUAAUGAAUAAAAUUUUAAGUCAGAAUUACUAAAAAAAAACGUUAAGUCAAAACUAGUAUGAUGUGAGUGAUGUGUGUGAGAUGACUCAUGUAAAGUCUGAGAAAAAUGGCGAAAAUAAUUUUUAAAGAAUGUUAUUUCAACACAAUCCAAGGGUAAUGACUAUUCCUUAGGGUCAUCUAAAGUUUUUAUUAUUUAGUGGGGUUAUUUACAUAUUUAAAGUUAUUAGAAAUUAAAUAAGGCUGCUUUAAAAGUCACAGGCUGUCAGAAAAAAUUUUUUUGCACAUAUAUACUAAAUAACAAUGUGAUUGGAUAAGUGAAUAAUACAACCUAUGUGUAUGUGAAACUCCACAGUGAAUUUUUGUUUUUCAAUGCUUCACUUUCCUAAUUACAUUAAAGCGCUAAACCUCCCUGUUUCAUAGCAAACGCUUUCAUUCGUUUAUUCUAACCUGUGGUUUAUAACCAUGUUUAAAGGUUCUAAUAUGAGAAUACUGUAUAUUACAAAUAUUAUUCAGAUCUUUGCAGUUAUAGACUGUGUGUGUGUGUGUGUGUGUUUAUGCGUAUAAUGUUCAGUAUUAUCUUCUUUAAUUGUGUGCUAAUGUAAAGCAGUUAUGUUAGUUUAUCUGCAUUCCGCUUUAACAUUCCCAAUUCGGCAUUUAGAAUAAAUCACCCACGUGUCACACACAGCACAGGCUUGGCUAUGUGUGUGUGUGUGUGUGGGGUGUGUGUGUUUUUGUUUGUGUACUACAGUCUGUUCUUACAGUUUACUAAAUAAAGUUUCAGACAUUUCCA